This is a messenger RNA of Cyphellophora europaea CBS 101466, 1653 nucleotides long. RefSeq lists its product as uncharacterized. The coding region runs from base 1 to 1653 and encodes 550 amino acids. The record is from RefSeq and is a predicted model, not a curated record. Lineage: Eukaryota; Fungi; Ascomycota; Eurotiomycetes; Chaetothyriales; Cyphellophoraceae. The transcript is spliced from 2 exons.
AUGAACUGGGCGACGAGAUGUCUGUUGGCAUCGACGACACUUUUGUCGGCGGUGGCUUCCGCUUAUAGGCCAGUCCAAUUCGUGAAGCACACAGGCGAGGCUGGACGAGCCGACCAAGCCUUCUCUUUAACUCAGCAUUACAACGAAAGCACGGGAGAAAAUGACCUGUGGGUUCGUAUGGAGGCCUUCCGCUACAGCGGCGAUGCGAAAGGCUGGGCUGCUCUCGGUCUUGGCCCUUGGAUGACAGGUGCCCUCAUGUUCAUCCUGUACGGCGACCCAACUGCCCCUGGCGCACCGCUCACCGUCAGCGUCCGCACCGCCGACGGCCAUCAUCCACCCUUACCGCUCACAGACGUCAAACCCCCCUUCAUGCCCGAUGUCGAUGUCACCUACGCCCAAUUUGAUGAGUACUCUGGGGGUUUCAACCACGCCGAUAUGGGCAAGCCAUCCCACGUUGCUGUAGCGGACUUUGUCGUCCGUGGCUACGAUGGCUGGCACGCCGUCGACGUCUCCAAUACCAGCACCCGUCAACCAUUCAUUUGGAGCAGCAAUUUCAAGCAGGACUUCGAGGGUGAUUACUCUGUCGAUCGCCAUAUUGAUAUGCACAUGUUCGGCCUGGGAUUCGGUUUCCUCUUUGUUGACCUCCAGAACGCCGCUGUUCCUGAACCCAUGUACGGCGAGAUUCGCGACACCGAGUCACACUACGGCAUCAGCGAGAUUGGCGACCCAGACUCACCCACCGACGAGGAACUCGCGUCUGGCAAAGCCUAUAUCGACAGAAUGACACAAUCCAGCAGCGGCGGCUCAGCGCCCCCUCGGCCUGAGGCCACCUCUUCAGCCGAAGCGCCGCCCCUGGAGCCCGAGCACAAGGACGAGCCCGCCGGCUCCGGCGCUGGCACGCUCAACCCGAACCCAGAAGUCGAGCAGCCCGUGCACUCGCCAAAGCAAUGGAACCUGCGCUCCUUCAUGUGGCACCUCCACGGCGCGCUCAUGGUCUUCGCCUUCCUCAUCAUGUACCCGUUGGGUACCUACCUCCUGCGCUCCGGCCGCCCCACGGCCUUCAACUUCCACUGGACGAUCCAAGCCCUGGGCUCCGCCGCCGUAGGCAUCAGCGCCAUCAUCGGCUACUUCAACAGCCACAGCAUCAGCAUCACGCACCAGUACGCCGGCCUCGUCAUCGUGCUGGCCCUCGCCUCCCAGAUCCUGCUGGGCUGGCGGCACCACGUCUUCUUCGUGCAGACCAAAGGCAAGAACUGGCUGAGCCCCGCGCACAUCUGGCUCGGGCGCGUCGUGCUUCCUUUGGGGUUCGUCAACAUCAUCACCGGCCUCAAGCUGCGCCAGUACGGCUGGUUCACGAUCCUGCUCGUCGUCGUCGUCAUGCUCGUCGAGCUCGUCGGCCUCUUCUGGUACGUGCGUGGCGCGCGCGCCAGGAAUGCGCGCAUCGACGCCGGCGCCGGUAACAAGGGCAUGCCCAUCGGCCAGACCGGCGCGGAGGCAGAGGAGGAGUAUUUCCAGCUCGCGGGUGAUGAUGACGAGUUCAGCGACAGUGAUGGCGAGGAGGCCAGUGCUGGCGGCCGUGCCAAUGGCGCGCAAAGCAGGGCCGAGGAAAAGCGUGAGCAGUCCAAGAGGCUGGCCCAGUUGGAUAAGGUGUAG